Messenger RNA from Pelobates fuscus (common spadefoot toad), 2618 nucleotides. RefSeq lists its product as uncharacterized. The coding region runs from base 93 to 2315 and encodes 740 amino acids. The record is from RefSeq and is a predicted model, not a curated record. The transcript is spliced from 2 exons. Lineage: Eukaryota; Metazoa; Chordata; Amphibia; Anura; Pelobatidae.
AAGCGCUGUGUGACGCGGGAAGCGGCAGUUUUCGGGAAACGGAACGUGCCCAGGGUAGAGACUGAGCUGGGAGACCGGAGCAGGCGGUCAAAAUGCCAAAUUGUGUGGUUUUCGGUUGUCCCCGUCAGCCUGUAAAGAACAACCCAGACAUGGAUGUGAGGCUUCACUGUUUUCCCAAAGACCCAGAGAGGGUAAAAUUGUGGCUCAUGCAAACUAGACAACAUUUCAGGGAUAUUGAUAAAGUUGUCGUAGCAAUAUGUGAUGGUAAACGAAAUAACAAUUACAGGCUAUGCUCAAGGCACUUCACAAAAGAUUGCUAUACAAUAAAUGGUACCCACAAAUCUCUCAACAAGUACGCAAUUCCUACUAUAUUUCCAACAGGCACUGGACUGCCAUGUAUAGAUGAAGAUAUGUUUUUUAAGCGUUGCUUUAAAUUGCAUACAGAUCUGUCAAUGUGUACACCAACCAGUAUCAAAGACUUGCUGAGCUUUACCAAAAUAUUAUGUGAUGUUUCAACAUCUACCAAUGAUUAUGUUUUCACCAGAGAAGUUAGUACCCAAACAGAAAGCAUCUCAUUAAAAGAUGCCAUUGAAUUGUCCAAGUCGUCCCAACACAUUCACACCAGCAUAUCAAAGAGGAUGUCAGUUGAACAUUGCUAUGCCAAGGUGGUGAACAAUACAAGUGUUUCAAAAACACAAAGAAAAAGGAAAAGAACAAAGUCAAAUCUGAAUAAAUCAAAGGAAUCUGCACAAUUUGAACAGGAAUUCUUUGAACAGUCUUCUGAAGAACCUUUAUCACCAACAAAUUCAUUUAAUGAGGAGGCUGAAAUGUCUCCACAUUCAGAAGAACUGCAUUUAGCAUAUUCUCAACAAUCCAGGGUUUUAUCAAAAGAUCUAAAUGAUGCUCACCAGAGGUUUCGUCCUUUAGAAUCCUCUCCCCGAGAGUUGAGGAAGUCAUCGGCACAAAAAUUGAUUAAUGAACGUAAAUUCAUAGUUUUUGAGUCCUGCAUUGAUACACUCUGUUAUAAGGUUACCUGUCAAAGUGUCUUAAACUGCAAAGGACGAAUAAUAGAUUUAAAGAAAAAAACAGAGGGCACAUACUUACAUAUAUCUGCUACUUGUGAAAAAGGCCAUCAAUUUUCGCUGUGGGAAAGCCAACCCAAGAUUUCUAAAAUUGGAGCAGGCAAUAUUUUAUUAGCUGCUUCUAUAUUAUUCAGUGGGUCACAUUUUUCAAAGGUACAAGAGCUACUGCACAUCUUCGGAUUACAACAAAUCUCAAAGUCUGCUUAUUGUCGAUAUCAACAUCGCUAUCUGUAUGGUUCCAUCUAUUAUCACUGGCAAUUAGAGAAAGAGAGAGUCAAAGAAGUUUGUAAAGACCGGCCACUGUGUUUAAUGGGGAACAGGCAAUAUGAGAACCCAGAGCUUGGUCACAAGUAUUGCGUGUACACGUUUAUAGAUGUUGGCAGCAAAAACAUUGUAGACUUUGAAGUAGUUGAAGUCUAUCAAGGUACUUCAUCUGUUACUAAAGAAGAGAGAGGAUUUCAGAUGUGUCUGGAUAGAUUGCGUACUGAAAAUCUUGAUGUACAUAUCAUAGCAACAGACAAACAUUUAAGCAUUGAAAAAUUAAUGCAAGAACAUUAUGAGGACAUUGAUCACCAGUACAACGUAUGGAACUAUGCCAAGGAUUUAAAGAAAAAUCUCAUGACGUUGAGCCAAAAAAAGAACUGCUCCGAAAUCUCCAAUUGGAUCGAGGCAAUAAUGGACCACUUUUGGUGGAGCAUUAAAACGUGCAAUGGAGAGAUUAAUGAACUAAGAGAGCGGUGGCAAUCUCUUCUUUAUCAUGUCUCCGGCCAGCAUGAAUGGGUAGGUAGACAAAGAUAUUGUAGUUGUUUUCACGAUCCAAUCUCAGCAGAAGAAAAUGUCAAAACAAAAUGGAUUGCAAAGAAUAGCCCAGCAUUUGAAAACUUGGUUUUGUUUGUCACUGACGAACAGCUUCAUAAGGAUUUGAUGCGCUUAGUCCAUUUUUGUCACACUGAUGCAAUAGGAUCUUUUCAUAAUAUGUUUUUGAAAUACCGACCCAAGAGACUGGAUUUUGGAAUGGAUUCUUUGGAUGCUCGCACAGUGCUGGCCGUCCUAGCCCACAAUCACAAUGUAGAAAUAAAGCAGGAAUCCGUGAAAGAGCGUUUCAUGUUUCCAAACACUUUGUUUUAUCGCAAACGAUGGGUGGUAAGAACUGGGGAUGAACCAAUGUCUAAUGAACACUUAGAGGACAUGCUAUUGACUGUUUUGAGAGUUUGCAGUGGGAGCCUGACCUGAGACAAAUGCAUCACUCCGGACGUUGAGUCAAAAAAAGAACCGCUCAGAAAUCGCCGAUUGGAUUGAGGCAAGAAUGAAGCACUUUUGGUGGAGCGUUAAACGUGCAGUGGAGAUAUGGAAGAACUAAGAAAACGGUUGCAAUCCCUUCUUUAUCAUGUCUCCAACAAAUAUAUAUGGGUAGAUGGACAGAGAUAUUGUAGUUAUUUUCACAAUCCAAUCUCAGCAGAACCAACUGUAUGCAUCACUCAAGGGUUUAACUAUUAUACUGUCUGUGACAAGUAGCAACUAACACAAAAUAGACUU